UAUGACGUCAUAGUAUCACUGAGAAAUCGCGUUGCUAACCUCGGCAAGUAUCGACUUGUGCUAGAACAUUGUGCAUUUGGAGAAUAUUCGGCCGAAGUGAGUUUUUCACUUUAAAAAGUGUCGAUGAAGGCUUCAGAAAAGCGACUGGAAUGGAAGGUCGGCCUUCAGAACCCAGUGGAUAAGUUCCUUACAGCCGAGUCCUACGGUAACAAGGUCAAUGUAUCGGGGACAUCACUAAAAGGAAAACAAACCUGGGUUCUCGAGCUGAACAAAGAUGAGACGGUGUACAUUCGGAGUCCUCUCGGGCGUUAUCUUACAGCAGAUAAGUUCGGAAAUGUAGCUUGUUCCAGCGAGAGUCACGGAGAUGACGAGAAAUUCGUGGUGGUAUAUGCCAGUGAUGGGACUGGACGGUGGAGCUUUAAGCACACCAAGUAUGGGUACUUCCUGGGCGGAACAGACGAGGACAUCCAGUGUCUGGCUAAGACAGCAUCUGACGAGGAAAUGUCUCUCUGGUAUGUCCCAAUGGCGAUGCAUCCACAAAUUACUCUGUUCAACUUUAACCGGAAGCGGUAUGUAAAAUUGGACAAUGACGAAUUGCAAUGUACUCAGUUGACCCCAUGGGGACCUGAAGCCCUAAUAACGCUGGAGUUUAAAUGUGGAAAAUAUGCAUUUAAAACAGCCGACUCGCGUUAUCUUACACAUACGGGUCAUUUGACAAAUGAACAUGGUAAGAACACCAAAUUUUCCAUGGAGUUAAAGCUCAGUGCUGACUCGGGUUUGGCGGGACUGGCAUUCAAAGACUGCGAGGGGAAAUAUCUAACUGCAUACGGAGGAUCGGGGGUCCUUAAAACCCGGAACAAGGUGGUCAGUCGGGACGAGCUCUUCUUCCUCGUGGAAAGUCAUCCACAAGUCAUCAUCGUCUCCAGUAAUGGCAAGCAAGCGUCUAUCCGACAAGGAUCGGAGGUGAUGGCUUCCCAGGCGGAGACUGGGGACAAGGAGAUAUUCCAGAUUGAGUUCAUUAAGAAAAUCAAGAAGUGGUCCAUAUACACCGCCGAUGGCAAAUACUGGCGGGUGGAUGACAACGGAUCCAUCAUUGCUGACGCCACAUCCGCUGACGAGAAAUGCCAAUUCGACCUCGCAUGGCAGAAAGAUGGAACAGCCGUGAUUAAAGCCAGUAAUCAGAAGUAUCUACUUCACCGCGGGACAGGGGCGCUAAUCGCCACCAGUGACGUCAUUGAUAAAAAAGAGAAAUUCGUCUUACGAGUUGUAAACCGCCCAAUUCUAGUGUUGAAGGGAGAAAAUGGCUACCUUUCAAUGGUGACUUCCGGUUCUAGGACAAUGAAGUAUGAUUGCAACAAGUCUACUUAUGACGUACUCGAGCUGGAGCGAGGGCCGGGAGCGGCUUACUUCGUAAAGGGCGAAAAUGGCAAAUACUGGACACUUGGUCCAGACGACUCCGUCCAGGCAGAUGGAACCACACCCACUCCGUUUAUUUUUGAGUUCAACGGUGGUUCUGAAAUAACUAUCCGGGCUCCAAACGAUAUGUACCUGAGGGGAGAAAAAAGUGGAGGAUUCGUCGCGAAUUCUCCAGAACCAAGGAAAUGUGCUUUACGAUUCUGAAUUAUUUUGUACUGGUUUGUCACCCUUGCUCAUUCGUUAAACCAAUAAAGUUUACACAA
Pecten maximus is the source of this 1679-nucleotide messenger RNA. Its product is annotated as fascin-like. Bases 124 to 1620 code for a protein of 498 amino acids. The transcript has 2 exons. Gene Ontology annotation, molecular function: actin filament binding; protein-macromolecule adaptor activity. Lineage: Eukaryota; Metazoa; Mollusca; Bivalvia; Pectinida; Pectinidae. Gene Ontology annotation, biological process: establishment or maintenance of cell polarity; actin filament bundle assembly; cell migration. The record is from RefSeq and is a predicted model, not a curated record. Gene Ontology annotation, cellular component: actin cytoskeleton; cytoplasm.